AAUUUGUCCCGGAAGCGACAAACAUGCUGAACUACUCGGAAGUGUUAACAGAAACAUGGUGGCUACCAGGAGUGGGGCACGCGUGUGUUCCUCAAAUACAGCUGAAGCCGAUGAAACGCAAAAGAAUAUGGAUGCCACCCCUUCGGGAAAUGGAAGGAGAAGGAGGAGAGCUGCGCAAGGGGGCACCAGCGCACAGUCCGAAGUAUUGAGCGCUUCUCAGGAUGAUGAGGAGGUGCCCCCCGGCUCUCUGUUGCGCAGCUCUGCCACGAGGAGGGACACCAAAACGGCACAACGCCAGGACCACAAUGCCCCCCAGCUGGACUCCACCCACGAGGCUGACGUGUCCGAGUCAGAAUCCUGCUGUUCAGAGAUGUCGGAUCGACAGAACCCUCCUGAAGGCCGGGUAACCCGGAGCCGAAGGAGGCGCACCUCACCCCGGCAGACCACCCGCCCGAGGAGAGAUGGAGACGCGGUGUCUGAGGCGGACUCUGUGUCUUCGUCAGUAUCAGCCACCCGGGAGCCAAGGACUCAAAGAGUCACUAGGAGCCAGAGGAAGAGUGCUAUGGCAAGCCGGUCUGCCAAACAGCACACGGAGGAGCACGAGUCCGAGCCAGACUCCUGCUCCUCCAACGUCUCUGGCCUUCAGAGUACCGUUGUCCGUCGUACGACUAGGAACAGGAAGUUCAGAGCCAUUACGCCAAUUCCCAUGAGUCUCGGGAAUGAUGCCAACUCGGAUGUUCCUCCCACUGUGCAUUCAACCCGAGUUACCAGAGCUAAACAGGCUUCUACCAGUGAGACCGCAGCCUUCGACUCGGAAGGGUUUGAGUCUGGGCCAAGUAGAACUCCCAGGAAAUCCAGUCCAAACUGUGUGUCCACCAGGUCGCAGGGCCGUAUUUUGGCUUUACCUGAUUCAGGAUCUGAAUCGACUGAUGCGUGCAGUUCUCUUGCAAGCCGGAGAUCCACAAGAACGAGGGGCACCCCCUGCAGUAGCCGCACAGGGUCAGCCAACAGCAAUCGGGCUGUUUCAGUGCCGCAGGUCAGACGUGAGGCUUGUGGGUCGCUAGUGGAGGCACCAGAAGCUGUGGAUGUGGCCAAAUCGGUGCAUUUGGAGAACUCGCUGAUAAAGGCAAAUGAGCAGGAGAAGACGCUCACUGCUGAGGAUGUGGAUGGUUUGAGCUCUGAAAAGACUGUUGAAGCCCAGGUUUUACCAGAAGUAGCACCAGCCAAUAGUGACAAGGUGACUUUGCUUGAUAGUGCCACUGAAGAAAAGAAAGACAAUGAGGCAGAACUUUCAGACACAGCUGCUCUUACUGAGUCUUCACUUGUAAAGGCACAUCAAGAGGAAGAGGCGAAUAGCAUUGGGGGUGAUGUGGGCAUGAAAGAGGGAUAUCAAAUGCUUGAUGAUACCUCUUCCGUCGUAUUGAAUUUAUCAAAUCAGAGUGUUAAAUUGAUCUUAUCCGAGUCUGAUCAGAAGGCAGAGAAGGAAUCGGAAGACACUAAGAUUUUACUUGAGGAGCCUACAGAUAAUGGCGCAAAAGAGGCUGACCACCACAAAAUAGCAAAGAAACCUUGUUUGAUUCUGCUGGAUAGCAGUGAAGAUGAGGAUGACAGUGAGGAUGGGCGUUCAGGGCAGGAAAGCGAGUCAGAUGGUGACAAUAUGGACAGUGAUGGGGAAAACCAAAAUUCCUCUUCAAGUCAGAACCAGGCCGGUCCCUCAAAACGCGAGAUGCCCAUGCCAUGCAGUGGGCUGUUUGUCAUCGACACGCAGCCUGGUCUUGGAUUUGAUAAGUACUAUUUGGAUGAGGAACAGGAAAUGAAGGAAAAUGAGGUGGGAGAAGAUGAUAAUGAUAUGGAGGAAGACCAGGACGCAGAAGAAUUUGUUGAUGAAGAGGAGGACGACGACGAUUCCGAAUUGCUUUUUAAAAGCAAAAACAAAGCUUCGUUUGAGCUGUCCAGCAGCAUUGACCCAGGUCUCAAAGUAAAGGAGUAUGGUGGAUUAUACAUAAAUUUUGAUGGCAAAAAAUCAAAAGGUGUGUCCGAUAGUUUGAAAAAACUGAAAGAACAGAAAAAUCAAGAUGAGCUUUUGAAGAAGAGUGUGAUUGGCCCUGAUUUUGAAAAGAGAGACGCUAUACCGCCCUACAAGGAGUCGCAGAAGAAACUGAAAGUGAAGCGCAGGGAGGAGAGAGAGAAGACAACCGGAGAUGGCUGGUUUAACAUGAAGGCCCCCGAGUUAACAGAGGAGUUAAAGCAUGACCUGAGAGCGCUGAAGAUGCGGUCGGCGAUGGACCCCAAGAGGUUUUACAAGAAGAACGACCGGGAUGGCUUCCCCAAGUACCUGCAGGUUGGCACGGUCGUCGACAGUCCUGUGGACUUCUAUCACGCCCGCAUUCCCAAGAAGCAGCGGAAGAGGACCAUCGUGGAGGAGCUGCUGUCAGACGCAGAGUUUAGGAGUUACAACAAGAAGAAAUACCGGGAGAUCAUGGCCGAAAAAGCUGCAAUGGCAUCCGGAAGGAAGAAGCACAGGAACUUAAAUAAGUCAAAUAAAAAGAAGGCGGGCAAACCGCUUUAAGUGUGACUUGCAUCUGGAAUGAGCCGGGCCGUCUCACUGAAGGGCUGCUGGAGUAAUGAAUGCUGAUGACUGACGUGUGCGAUCCAACAUUUUCAGUCUGAACAGUGCAUGCAGACUUAGAUGAAGUCAGAAUAAUCUAUUCCUUUUUUAUAUAUCCUACUCUGCCCCCCGCUGGACAAAGCACGCAAUAAUUUGUAAACCGAACCAGAACAAAACAGGACUCAAUUUUGUACACUUUGUACAUUUCUUGUAAGGCGAAUAGUAGAUGAUUUCUGAAGAUAGUGCGACUCUGUCUUGUUUGAAUGGGAUAAUGGUGGACACUGCCUUUGAAACAGACUCAAUUUUAACUAGUUAUGUGAAAGAAUCUAAACAAACUACAUCCUGGGACCUUUUACAUCCCUCUUCCAUGAGGUGGCGCUGCUGUGAAAUGUCAUUGACAAUGUUCUGAGUUAAAGUAGUGCUCUGUCUCCUGCUCACCCCCAGCAGAACAAUAAACAGUCCUGGCCUGCA
Molecule: messenger RNA, 3079 nt
Organism: Brienomyrus brachyistius
Lineage: Eukaryota; Metazoa; Chordata; Actinopteri; Osteoglossiformes; Mormyridae
Gene: dnttip2
Product: deoxynucleotidyltransferase, terminal, interacting protein 2
Exons: 7
Coding region: 56-2569 (837 amino acids)
Biological process (GO): RNA processing
Cellular component (GO): nucleolus
Molecular function (GO): RNA binding
Source: RefSeq, a predicted model, not a curated record